Messenger RNA from Guillardia theta CCMP2712, 823 nucleotides. RefSeq lists its product as hypothetical. Bases 83 to 637 code for a protein of 184 amino acids. Gene Ontology annotation, molecular function: chromatin binding. The transcript is spliced from 8 exons. NCBI's taxonomy places the organism in Eukaryota, Cryptophyceae, Pyrenomonadales, Geminigeraceae. The record is from RefSeq and is a predicted model, not a curated record.
GGCGAAAAGAAAGAAUUGUGAAUCAGAGCUCUUCAACAGCAGGAAGCAUUCUACUGCUGACGCCUCCAGUCAUGGUGCCUACAUGUGGAUUGGAAAGCCCCUAGAGGAGGUCAACGGAAGAAAGUACUAUUCGAGCCUUAGAUUACCAGACGGCUCGUCGAUAUGUAUUGGCGAGUAUGUCAAGGUGUCCGCACCCAAAGAACAACCUCCAUUCCUAGCGCAGAUCGUCGCAUUCUGGCUGGAAGUGUCAAGUGGGUUCAAGUUGAUGCGCUGCAGAUGGUUUUUCAGGCCAUACCAAGCUCUUCAAGCAAGUGCUCUGCAAAAACCAGAUUCCCAGCAUCCUCGAGAGGUUUUCUUGUCGGAUGAAUACGAUGAAAACUAUGUAACGACGAUAAUUGACAAGACAGUCAUCGUGCAUAGAGACAGUCUACCUCAGGACUUCAACUUGGACUCACUGAAGAUUGGCGAUCAUUUCUUCUACAGAAGCAAAUAUGAUCGGCAAUCCAGGACGUUCAGUCCUGCUGCUACAGAUUCUUAUCGUGAAAACUUUGAAGGGACACGGGAGCAUGCGGAAGCAGCAUUGAACUCGUGUAUACAGAAACUUGUUUCAAAUGCGAUGACGCUCCAACCCUCGUGAAGUUAAGGAUUUAUGCUUUAGUGUAGUACUCGAAUCACUGUUCAUAGUGUAGUUUAUAGAUAAUUUCUAGCACAACGACUUUGCCUAGAUGUUUUCUGGCACACCGCCUUUGCCUCCCUUUUCCCUUCCUUGCGAUGAAUUCACAUUUCUCUCGCUUCCUUGCAAUUCUCUCGUUGCCUGCUUAGC